AUGCCUGCCCGGCCGGUGUCGCAUAUCCUUCGCUCGCGUUGCCUGCUCCGCAAGCCGCAAAACGUCCAAGGCUUCUCUACUCGCAGCAACCUCCGUGGUGGCGCCGACCAUGGUGACCACUAUGACCCCCCGACUGGCUGGCUGUUCGGUGUGAAGCCCGGCCACAAGUACGAGAAGGAGGGAUGGGAGAACAUCUGGUACUACGGAUUUAUCGGUAGCUUCCUGGUUGCCGGUGUCGCAUAUGUUUUCAAGCCUGAUACCUCCAUACAAACCUGGGCUCUUGAGGAGGCUCGUCGACGACUGGAGGCUGAGGGUAUCCUAGAGGAGCCCAAGAAAUGA
Penicillium odoratum is the source of this 339-nucleotide messenger RNA. RefSeq lists its product as uncharacterized. The coding region runs from base 1 to 339 and encodes 112 amino acids. The transcript is spliced from 2 exons. Lineage: Eukaryota; Fungi; Ascomycota; Eurotiomycetes; Eurotiales; Aspergillaceae. The record is from RefSeq and is a predicted model, not a curated record.